AUGGGUAAUGAGUCAGGCAAAAAACGCAAUACCGCCUCGACACAGUUAACUCCAACGCAGGUCGCUUUUCUCAAAACAAAUACCAAAUAUUCCGAGAGUGAAAUAAGAGAAUGGCAUAUGGGCUUUAUGCGUGACUGUCCUACUGGCAAACUUGAUAAGAAAAAAUUUACCGAAAUUUACCAGAUGUUCUAUCCAACUGGUAAAGCACAAAAAUUUUGCAAAUUUGCUUUUGAUACAUUUGAUACAAACGGUGAUGGCUCAAUUGAUUUCGAAGAAUUUCUCUUAGCUAUUUCAGCUACAAGUCAAGGUGAUAUUGAUGAACGUCUUGGUCUUGCUUUUAAUAUGUUUGAUAUUUCUGGAGAUGGACAAAUUGAUUCAAAAGAGCUAACAAAAUUGAUUUCUGCUAUGUAUGAUCUUAUUGGUGAAACUAAUCGUAAAGGUGAUCGUGAUCCAAAAUAUCUUGCUGCAGAUAUUAUGAAAAAAUUGGAUGUCAAUGGCGACAGGAGAUUGAGCAAAGAAGAAUUUAUUACAGGAUGUAAAAAGGAUCCACACAUUCGUAGAAUACUUGCUCCGAGCAUGUAA
Messenger RNA from Rotaria socialis, 582 nucleotides. NCBI's taxonomy places the organism in Eukaryota, Metazoa, Rotifera, Eurotatoria, Philodinida, Philodinidae. The record is from the annotation of a GenBank genome assembly.